Messenger RNA from Nelumbo nucifera (sacred lotus), 225 nucleotides. Its product is annotated as protein RALF-like 12. The record is from RefSeq and is a predicted model, not a curated record. NCBI's taxonomy places the organism in Eukaryota, Viridiplantae, Streptophyta, Magnoliopsida, Proteales, Nelumbonaceae.
AUGGAAAUGAGCAGGGUGAAAGCUUGUAUGUUACUUGUAUUCUUAAUCAGCACAAUGUGGAUGAACGAGCAGGUUGAAGCAAAGUUGUUAAACAUUGAUCCAUGUAAAGGUCCCAACCCUCCACCUCAUUGCCUUCCACCAGGUACAGAUCCAAAAUCCCCUCCUCAACAAGCUAAUACAUAUAAUCGUGGCUGCAGUAAAAUAUUCAGGUGUCGUGGAAAUUAA